Lagenorhynchus albirostris (white-beaked dolphin) is the source of this 2151-nucleotide messenger RNA. It is a transcript of the gene SLC45A2, whose product is annotated as solute carrier family 45 member 2. Gene Ontology annotation, cellular component: membrane. Lineage: Eukaryota; Metazoa; Chordata; Mammalia; Artiodactyla; Delphinidae. Bases 37 to 1632 code for a protein of 531 amino acids. The record is from RefSeq and is a predicted model, not a curated record. Gene Ontology annotation, molecular function: sucrose:proton symporter activity. Gene Ontology annotation, biological process: transmembrane transport. The transcript has 7 exons.
UGGUGGGCUCGCAGGCAGGUUCCUCACCCAGUGGCCAUGGGCGACAGCAGUGGGCAGCCUGGCAUCCACACCUACAAAUCCCUCGCUGAGGAGGGCCCCUUCGGCUCUCUGGAGCCGCCCAAAAGACCCACAGGGAGCCUGGUCAUGCACAGCAUGGCCAUGUUCGGCCGGGAGUUUUGCUACGCGGUGGAGGCGGCCUACGUGACCCCAGUCCUGCUCAGCGUGGGCCUGCCCAGGAGUCUCUACAGCAUGGUGUGGCUCCUGAGCCCUGUCCUGGGAUUCCUGCUGCAGCCCGUGGUGGGCCUGGCCAGCGACCACUGCCGGGCCCGUUGGGGACGGCGGAGACCCUACAUCCUCACGCUGGGCAUCGUGAUGCUCCUGGGCAUGGCUAUGUACCUUAACGGGGACGCUAUCGUAUCAGCUUUGAUUGCUGACCCAAGGAAGAAGCUGAUUUGGGCCAUCAGCGUCACCAUGAUAGGUGUGGUUCUCUUUGAUUUUGCUGCUGACUUCAUUGAUGGGCCUAUCAAAGCCUACUUAUUUGAUGUCUGCACCCAUCGAGAUAAGGAAAGGGGCCUCCACUACCAUGCCCUCUUCACAGGUUUGGGAGGUGCCCUGGGUUACCUUUUGGGUGCCAUCGACUGGGCCCACCUGGAACUGGGAAGACUGCUGGGCACAGAAUUCCAGGUCAUGUUCUUCUUCUCCUCGUCGGUGCUCACUUUGUGUUUUAUUAUCCAUCUGUUCAGUAUCCCUGAAGCCCCGCUUAGAGAUGUUGCCAAGGACAUUCCCCCACAGGAAGCCCCUCGGGACCUUGCAUUGUCAUCAGACAGAACGUAUGAGUAUGGGUCUAUUGAGAAAGUAAAAAAUGGUUAUGUACACCCAGAGCUGGCGCUGCAGGGAGAAAAAAACAAAAAUCCUGCUGAACAGACUCAGAGGGCAGUGACCGUGAAGUCACUGCUGAGGGUGCUGUUGAGCAUGCCUCCCCACUACCGCUGCCUUUGCAUCAGCCACCUCAUCGGAUGGACCGCCUUCCUGUCCAACAUGCUCUUCUUCACAGACUUCAUGGGCCGGAUCGUGUACCACGGGGACCCCUACAGCGCACACAACUCCACAGAGUUCCUCAUCUACCAAAGAGGGGUCGAGGUUGGAUGCUGGGGUUUGUGCAUCAACUCUGUGUUUUCCUCCCUUUAUUCUUACUUUCAGAAAGCUUUGGUUCCCUACAUCGGAUUAAAGGGUCUUUACUUCAUGGGGUAUUUGCUGUUUGGCCUGGGGACGGGCGUCAUCGGGCUCUUCCCGAAUGUCUACUCCAGCCUGGUCAUGUGCACCUUGUUUGGCGUGAUGUCCAGCACCCUGUACACCGUGCCUUUUAACCUCCUCACCGCAUACCACCGUGAGCAGCAGGAAGAGCAGAGGCAGCAGGCCCGGUGCGGGGGCCCGGAUGGCAGCGCCAGAGGGCAGGGCGUGGACUGCGCCGCCCUCACCUGCAUGGUGCAGCUGGCUCAAGUCCUGGUUGGAGGCGGCCUGGGCCUUCUGGUCAACAUGGCCGGGAGCGUCGUCGUCGUGGUGAUCACAGCCUCUGCGGUGUCACUGAUUGGCUGUUGUUUUGUGGCUCUCUUUGUUAGAUAUAUGGAUUAGGUCAAUAAAGAGACAUCGUUCCUAAUCCCAGACACAGUGGAGCACACGGCAGGAGAUCGAUCUUUUCUUUAGCUCUGCACUGUUCGUAUCUGCCCAUGGGAUGCCGCGUGUUACGACUUCAACUGCGGUGAUCUGCCCACUCCUCACUCUCAGCCAGCCCUCUGCACAUCCGUUUCCCUAUUUCAGGCAUCAUUUGUCUUAGGAGAGACUGGGCUAUGCCUCCAUUCACUGGGGGCAAAGGGCAAGUGUGGGUGACGGCACCUCCCCGGGCCUUUCUCCGUCCGUCUCAGUGCAGCGGAAUGGAGAGGCAGGGUCUGUUUUCCACAGGGCAUUUCAGGCCUUGACGAAACCUGAGAAGCAGAGUAGCAUGUCCGUGUGAUGCUGGGAUUUAUGCUGUGAUGUGAUUUUUUUUAAACCUGCUGUCCAUGUAUAGUUGGCGGGGGGGAAUAAUAUUUUUCGUCAAAUUCACUGUAACUCAAAAUAUUGCCAAUGAUUUAUUUAAAGAUAUUAAUUCAGUCA